Molecule: messenger RNA, 903 nt
Organism: Rhinichthys klamathensis goyatoka
Lineage: Eukaryota; Metazoa; Chordata; Actinopteri; Cypriniformes; Leuciscidae
Exons: 5
Source: RefSeq, a predicted model, not a curated record
AAACCACAGGACUGAGAAAGUAACACCCACUGGACAGUUGCAGUAAUGAGAGUCAUUGGCUGAAUCUGCUCUUCCUCCACUAGACUUUACAGAGACUCAACUAAAGUGAUAAUACUCAGUCUUAUACAAUGCCCAUGUGGACUGUCAUCUUGUUUUUCAUCUGUGUCCAUGAUGCUAAGACAGAUGAAAUGAUUUCAGUAUCAGUGAUGGAGGGAGAUUCUAUCACUCUGAACUCUGGUGUUACUGAAACACUUAGAUCUGAUUAUAUUCUGUGGUGUUUUGGACCUUCAGACACUCGUAUUGCUGACAUUAAUGAUCAGGUCAUCACUAUAUAUGACCAAAGUACGAGAUUCAAAGACAAACUGCAGCUUGACAGUCAAACGGGAUCUCUCACCAUAAAGAACAUCAGAACCACAAACUCUGGACUUUAUAAACUAACUGUUCUCAGCCAACGAGGGGUUUCACACAAAACAUUCACAGUUACUGUAUUUGCACCCGUUUCAACACCUGUCCUUCAGACAAUCCCACAAGUUAGCCAUCAUCCAGCACCUGUUUCAACACCUGUCCUUCAGAAAAUCCCACAAGUUAGCCAUGAUCCAGCUCCUCUGCCCAUUCCUGUCAUCACCAGUGAUUCUUCACAGUGUUCAUCAUCAUCAUCAUCAUCAUCAGAGUCCAGAUGUUCACUGGUGUGUUCAGUGUUGAAUGUGAGUCAUGUGACUCUCUCCUGGUACGCAGGAAUCAGUGUAUUGUCCAGCAUCAGUGUGUCUGAUCUCAACAUCAGUCUCUCUCUACCUCUGGAUGUGGAAUAUCAGGAUAACAACACUUACAGCUGUGUGAUCAACAAUCGCAUCACACACCUGACCACACUUCUGGAUAUCAGUAAACUCUGUCACACAUGUGCGG